This is a messenger RNA of Patella vulgata (common limpet), 6500 nucleotides long. RefSeq lists its product as uncharacterized. The coding region runs from base 138 to 1529 and encodes 463 amino acids. Lineage: Eukaryota; Metazoa; Mollusca; Gastropoda; Patellidae. The record is from RefSeq and is a predicted model, not a curated record. The transcript is spliced from 5 exons.
CAAUCAAAACAGGUGCGAUGUCAUCGUCUUAUCUCUCGGAUAGACUGUAAACAUUCAGAAUCUGGUCUCCUCUUUGGAUUUUUUUUCAGAGAAAUGACAUACUCGUUGCACAGAUUAUAAAGUAACCAAAUGUUAAGAUGGGAGGAUGUUAUUCUACUGCCAGUAAUGAAGCAGUACAAAGUCCAAAACACAAACUUCCCAGAGAUAGGCCUGUAGAUAGAUCAAAUGGUAAAUUAGAAAAAGAAAUUCAAGCCUAUGGAGUGAAUUUUACCUCAGAAGAAGAAGAAAUAUUACUUCAAACUAAAAGUGUUGGAACAAAUUGUGAAGAAGAUGAUAAUGUAGAGAAACGAGUUGUACCAUCUGACAGUGGAAUAGAGAGCUUGGCUCCAAAUUCUAUCAAAGAUGAAAAUGAGUCACCAAGUCGUACAGAAUCUUAUCUCAAUGAUGUAAAUGAAAGAGAGUCGUGGUAUAAUCAGACUACAGAUUGUGAUAUUUGUAAAGACACUAGUAAAACUGAUCAUACUAACUGUGGUAAAGAAUCAACUGGUGAUGUUCAAAUACAAACAUAUUGUUCUUGUGGACCAAGACAUGCAGGUAAAUCUACCUGGCAAAGCAAUUCAACUUCCAUCUGUAAAACCCAUAUGAACAGUCCCAAAUCCAAAAGAAAUUCAGAUAUUGCUGGAUUGAAAUCAAGUUUUAGAGACUUUAUGAGAAAAACUGAUAAAAAAGUCCGGUUGUCUUGGAAAUCUAGUGACAGUUUAGAUAUUAAUAAACAAAUGACAACUCAUUUAGAUCGUACCAAAAGUGAGGCGUCCGAAAUUUUUAAAGAUGAUAUUAGUUUUUGUGCUCCUUUGGCUAAAUUUGAUUCUGUAGAUUAUAGCUUAGAUCGACAAAAUUCCAAAAAUCGAAUAAGUACUUUAAGUACAACCAGUGAAAUAGAAGCUCUCGCAAGAGAUAUCUGCAAUUGUGAAUUUUAUGCUAAUAAUUUGUCAAGUGAGUUUGAUUCUUUGGUGCCUGAAAAAAGACAUGAGGGUUUUCCUACAGAAGCUAAGGAAACUUUAGAUAAAGAGAAGAUCUCAGAAAUACCCAUUAAUGAUAGUGUUCUUCCUAACAGUUCUAAUAACAUUAUACCAGAUCAAAAUAAUACUAGUUUGAAAUCCAAACCAAACGGACAUUCAAUUGAUUUUAGUGAAGUGAAUGUGAAACCAAAGUUAAUAGAGAGACGUGUCGUUAAACAAGUAUCUCUUGCAUCGUUAUCAAGCAGUGUCAGGCCCUCAUUGUCUUCCUUAGCAGAUGUCACUAUGACAACACAUGAAGGCAGGGAUAUGGUGAUGAUAGAUGUUGAUACCUACACUCAGAUAUUAGAAGAAUUAUCCUUAUUAAAAUCUAAACUCAGUCAAUUAACCACAGUUAUACAGGAGGAUCCACAAUUAGAUCAAGCAUUUCAACUAAUGGAGACAUUAAAUUUUGAUGAUAGUUUAACUUUACAACAAGAUACAGUUGGAUCUGAGACUGAAUUAAAUUGCUAAUUUCCAGAAAGAAGUGUCUGCAGAAUUGGAUCCCCCCCCCACCCACACACACACACUCAAAAAACAAAAAGAAAAGCCAUGAGAGAAAUAUAUUGUUUUACAGAAGCUGACCAGAGGAAAUGAAUAUUUUAUUAUUCGCACACAUGGAAAUGAGGUAUAUUGUCGUCGCCCCCGUCCGUCCAUCCAUCGUCCUCAAUUUCUUCUUAACACAGAGUACAUUUAUCAUCUGAUUGUUUUGAAAUUGAUAUAUGUUGAGAUGAAGAUGUCUAUUUAAUUUCAAUAAUUUCUGUUAAUUACUUCUAAAGUUAUAUACCUUGUUUUACUUUGUUGAACCUUGUGAACGCUCUUAACAACAAAUGUCAUCAUCCGAUCAUUAUGGAGUUUACAUGUAUUAUCUGAAUUAGUAAGACGAAGCCUGUCAAAUUUCAACAAAUUCUGUAAAUUAUUUCCAGGGUUAAGGCCCUUGUUUCAGUUUGGAGAACCUUUUGAAUCCUCAAAGAUUGAAAAUUAUAAUCUGAUCUUUUUGAAAUGGUCUUGUAAAUGCCCCCCAUUACCUACAAAAGAAUAAAUAUGCAACAACCCUUGUUGACCACUCGGAUGAUUUAGCUGUUUUGGGCGUAUGUUUUGUUGCCUGGCAACCUAUCUUUAACAUUUUAAAUAAACAUAAACAUUCCUAAAGAAGUAUGAAUAUCAAACCACAAUCAUUUAAUUUUGCUCAUUUGUAAAGUUCUCAUUUGACAAUGCACAAAAGACAUACAAAUAAUACGCUAUUAUUGUAUUUUAGAUAAUAUUAUACCCCUAAAUUGUACUUUAAUAAAUGUAUUACAAUAUCUUUUUCACUAUGAAAUCGGUGACUUUUAUUAUUUAAAUGUAUACAUUAUAUUAUCUGUGGCUUUCAUAAGUUGAUUACCAUUCCUUAAAGUUAUAUGUCCAUCAUGUACAUCUAAUGUCCUCUUGUUUAAGAAGAGUGUCUCCCUUUGCUAUAUAGUCAUAGUACAAUUUUUUUGUGUGCAAUGUCUAGCUGUUUUCAACCAGAUUAAUGAUUAUCAAAAUGUAAUGAGGGUAUAAAUAAAAUGGUUUCAUCCUUUUGUCUGUCCAUCACAUGUUUUCGGACACAUUAAAAUAACUCUGCUUCUAAUUAAAGAUGCAUUAUGUAGAAUUUAGAUAAAGCUAGUCGUUCUUGCUAUAAAAGUUCACAUUUAAAUUAUGAAAGAUGAAUUAGCUCUUACAUAAUGUAUCUUUAAACUAGAAUGUUCAAACUUGCUGUAGGUGUUUAUUAGGUUAAUGCAGGGUUCUUAAUCCAUUUCGAAAUGAACCGGCCGGAAUUGGGUCAAAUGAGGUCCCUGUAGGAAAUUAUAAUAUUCCAUUCCCUUUAAUAUAACCGGACUUCAACAAAAAUAAUUCUUGGUAAUUUGUUAUGAGGAAUAUGGUAUUCUAAUGUAUGUAAUUUUCACAAAGCUAAUGUCUUGACUGCAUUAGAUGACAAACAUUUUCUGCUUAGGCUAUGUAUAGAUAAGCAGUUUGAUUGCUCGAUGCUCUACAAAAAGAUAAAUGUGCAAUUAAUUAAACCUACAUUAUGCAAGAGCUAAAUCUGCCCAUUGCAGGCCUUUCUUUAGGCCUGAAAUGCUAUAUAAACUAUUAAUUAGAUAUUAAUUAACUUAUCCAAACCAUAAUCAACUCUUGAUGUCAUCUUAUGUGUCGGAUUUUCACUGGUUUGGAUUCCAAUCUGCUGCUCAACACUCAUUGAUUAAAUCCAAAAUUUUGUUUUAUUGUACCAUAAUGUAUCUUUAAUAUGUGUCAUCUAUUUACUUUGGGAUUGAGGCUGGGGGCAUCAGCCUCACUGUUGGCUUGUUAUAGCUGCUCUUAACAAUUCAGCAGGAAGAUUUUAAAAGUGGAUGUAUAUUAAUGUCAACUGUCCGUCCAUCUGUUUAGGGUUUUUGUGGACAAGUAAACAUUAAGAAGUGUUAAAUCAGAUUUGCUUAUUUUUAUGUCAGAACAGUGUGCCAUAUUUAAUAUUUAUGGAAUUACAGUGGUUGCUUGGAAUAUUCUGUUCUAUAUAAACAGUAAGAAAAAUUUGUCCAAAUUGGAUGAAACCUUCAGAGGUUUAUUCUCACAUCAUAUAGAUAUGCUGUGCCCUUUUUAUUAUUGGAGAAUUUUAAUUGAUGUUAACAGAGUUAUUUCUCUUGUUUUAAAAAAUCUGUUCACAAUCUGAUUAAAACACAGAUCCUAUUUCGUUUCGUUUUUUUAUAGUUCAAAAUUUUGUUUUACCUGUCUUUGCUACACUAGGAUCUGGAAGAUCCACGUUCUGGAUGUAGUGAGCGAUUAGCCAAUAAAAUGGUCUGUUAUGGCGAGUUUUUGGCGUGAGCGGCACGGAACUGUGGGUAACUCACUAGAAAACAUCAACGUUGAAUGGUUAAUCAAAUGUCUGACAUCAUAGGUUCAAAAGCCACUCGUAUGACUUCUGAUGCAACCUUCCACUACAACUGGUUAGAUCUUCAUGUAGUAGAUGCCAUCGAAAGUAUAAAAAAUGAAAUGAAAUAUAGAUCUGUAUUUUAAUCAGAUUGAUCUGUUCAUAAUUAUUAAUUGCUUAGCAAUGUGCAAUUUGUGUAGCAAACUAUUAUCAUGUGACAUCACUUUUUAACCCAAUCAACAAUUAGUUAGGUUGCCAUUGAGUUUAUAUUGUUUUAGGGCCUACCAUUUACAAGGCUAGUGCAUAUUUACUGGCACAUUAUAUUUAAUGGAAACUUCUGUUAAUUGUAAUUUUAAUUUUAAAAAUGUUAUGAAGCAUUGUAUAAAACACAUAUUAUUUAUAUUAUUCAUUAAAUCAUUCUAUAUAUAUAUAUCAUCAAUACAGGUAUUUAACCAUGUCAUCUUGAUAAUCAGUUUAUUAUCAAUCUAAUUAUAUUAUUCAUAGCGAAACAUGAAACCAAAAGACCAUAGUCCUUUACAUUGUAAUAUAUACCACACCAGUUGAUUUGUAUAAUGAUACUAAUUAUGUUGUGAUUACCGUGUUGAUCUCAUUCUCAUGUUUAUUGUUUUAUACUAGUUUUCAUGUCAGCAUGGCACAUUUUAUUAAAAUUUAUCUUAAUAUAUGUACAGUAUUUAAAAUUAUUUGAAUUUUCUUUAAAAAUUGUGAACAUCUUUUGUAUAUGUAAGUUUUAUUUGUAUGUCCAUUGAUUUCAAUUUGUUAACAGUAUAAACCAAUUCUUACUGGCACACUAUUUUAUAGGCCCACAUUUUCAUAUGGAGGUAUUAUGCCGUUGCCCCUGUCCGUCCGGACUUCUGUCCGUCUACAAUUUGUUUGUGGACACUCUUUAGGUCACAAUUUUUAUCUGAUAUUGACAAAACUUGAAAUAUAGGUCUAUCUCCCCAAAAUCUUGGUUCCUUUCGAUAUUGGCAUGUAUUGGACCAUAACUUCAUGGAUUAUGGUCCCUGAUUGUACAAAAAAAUCACGUUUUUAGCUUGUGGACAAUAGAGGUAACGAUUUUCAUCUGAUUUUGAUGAAACUUGAAAUGCAUGUUUAUAACCCAAAGAUCUUGGUUCCUUUCGAUAUUCGCACAUAUUGGAUUGUAACUUCCUGAUUUAUGGCCCCUGAUCGUACGAAAAAUUGUGUUUUUUGCUUGUGGACCCUCUAGAGGUCAAAAUUAUUAUCCGAUUUAAAAAAAACGUAGGAAUAUAUCACUGUUACACCCUGAUGAUGGUUGACAAAACGGCUGCUCCUUGUACGCAAAUAGUGUAAUAGUAUGUAAUACCAAGGUUGUGGACGCUCUAGAGGUCAGAAUUUUUAUCCGAUUUUGAUGAAACUUAAAAUAUAUCUUUAUAUCCCAAAGAUCUGUCCCUUUCGAUAUUGCGUAUUUCAGACCUAACUUUGAUUAUGUCCUUUUUUUUUAUGGAUUAAUGUGUUGUGAUUGAUGUAAUUUUAUAUAAGUUGUACUUAUGUAAAGUGCCCGAGAGCAGCUCGCUGAGUUGAAUUGUUGGCGGUAUAUAUAAAUCAAUUAUUAUUAUUAUUAUUAUGGCCCUUUAUUGUAUGAAAAAUUGCUUCUGUUUUUAGCUUGUUCUCUAUCCAUCUCUUGCAAAAUGUGGGCAUAUCUUGCCUGGCAACUGCUGGUUUCUAAAAGUAUAACUCAAAUUCCAUCCAAACUAUCCAUCUAUUUUCAUUGUGUAUAUUAUCACUAUCUGUGUUGCUACACUUAGUACAUGUAUUGUAUUUUUUUAUUUCUAAUCAUUCAUCUUCAAUAGGUAAAUAUUUUAAUAUUAUAUUUGGAUAUCUUUAUGAAAUUAAAUAUAAUCAUGGUGAAUUAGAAUUUUUAUUUUAAGGAAAGGGAACAAUUUUGUUUGUAUUUUACAGUAUCCAAACUCUUAUCAAAGUUGUAUUUUAUAUUUUUGUCCAGUAUUUUAUUAUCUUUUUCAUAAAGAUUACUUCAAUUUUCUUUUCUUUUCUUCUCAUUUAGACUUAUGCACUUUCAUAAUGCAAAGGUUUUGUUAGAUGCACAAUCUUUUCAACUGUUAUUUUUUUUAUUCUUUCCAAUUUCAUAUAUAUUACUAGGGUUUAUGAUUGAUAAUGCAAAGAAUUUAUUAAUAGAUUAUAGAUAUAAACUUGUUAGAUAAUUAGAUAGUUUAUGUUACAUAGGUAUUCAGCUAGUCAAGCUUGCAAGUCUUUUGCAAUGAAAUAAUUUAUAGAGAGACUUUUUGUUGAGCAUUGAGGUUUACAUAGUUUAUUGCAUGUUAUUUGGGGUAAUAAUUCUUUUCUUUUGUUCUUUCAAUGUAUUCAAAUCAAUUUUAUGUAUCUUUCAAUAUGAAAUAAAUUGAAGAAUUGACUUUUAAACCUUUAUAGAAUAUUUUUAACUUCAAUAUUUUGCAUACAUUGACAAAAGUGUAUAUAUAAAGCAAAUGAAAUCAUUAUAAAAACAACAUUGCUUUUACAAUGAAUUCGCUAUAUAAAGAAAAAUAAAAUAAACUUUAUUUCUUUCA